Cotesia glomerata is the source of this 1071-nucleotide messenger RNA. Its product is annotated as pyrimidodiazepine synthase-like. The record is from RefSeq and is a predicted model, not a curated record. Gene Ontology annotation, biological process: glutathione metabolic process. The coding region runs from base 223 to 939 and encodes 238 amino acids. NCBI's taxonomy places the organism in Eukaryota, Metazoa, Arthropoda, Insecta, Hymenoptera, Braconidae. Gene Ontology annotation, cellular component: cytoplasm. Gene Ontology annotation, molecular function: glutathione transferase activity; glutathione dehydrogenase (ascorbate) activity. The transcript is spliced from 5 exons.
AUUUUAACAAUAGUUAUUAUCGGUUAUAAAGAGCAAACAUUCUAAAAAUAAACAGUGAUUAAUAUUAGUAAAUGACGUAUUAGAGUUUCGUUUAUCUGGUAAUAAUCGUCUAAUUCUUCAAGUGACGUGUAUAAAUUAUUUUCCUCAUACGAAAGACAAUAGUGUGAUUAGUUUACAGUAAAGAAAGUGAAGGAACAGCUAGUUGAAAUAUUUUUUGUAAAAAUGAGUGUGAAACAUCUAAAAUCAGGUUCCAUUCCUCCAGCAGUUGUUCCAGGAAAACUGCGUCUGUAUGCAAUGAAGUUCUGUCCGUUUGCACAACGUGCUCGAUUAGUUCUUGAUACAAAAAACAUACCGUAUGAUAUGGUGUUCGUAAAUUUAAAUGAUAAACCCGAGUGGCUGACUGAAAAAAGUCCUCUAGGCAAAGUACCGUUCAUUGAAUUCGAAGACGGUCAAAUUCUCUAUGAAAGUCUUAUCGUCACCGAUUAUUUAAACGAGGCUUAUCCUGAGACAAAUUUAUAUCCAAGUGAUCCAAGAGCUAAAGCGAAGGAUAAAAUUCUAAUUGAACGUUUCAAUUCAGUAACUAUAUUAAUGUACAGACUUUUCACGUCAACGAAAAUAGAUCCUGAUAUGUUUGAAGCAAUGUUAAAAGAACUAGAAUUUUAUAACGGAGAACUAGUUAGUCGCGGCAGUUUAUUUUUCAAUGGAGAUAGACCUGGUAUGGUAGAUCUAAUGAUUUGGCCAUGGUUUGAAAGAGUUGGUAUUAUUUCGAUCAUGAAAGGCGACAAGUAUACCGUUCCACACGAACGAGUUCCUCGCAUUAUGGAAUGGAAAGAAGCUAUGAAAAAACAUCCAGGUGUUGCAGUCAGUUAUCUUGAGCCAGAUUCUCAUGCUAAGUAUAUGCAAAGUCAUCUAGAUGGCAAUCCACAGUAUGAUUUUUAGAAAUUUUUUUAAUUCUGAUAAAAAUAUUUAAUAUUAUGCUGUUUCAUCAUAAAUAAACUUUAUUAUCAUAAAAUAUAAAAUAAAAAUACAUAAUUGUAUUGAAAUCACGAUAAUAAAUGGAAUAUAUCUUUA